Molecule: messenger RNA, 513 nt
Organism: Miniopterus natalensis
Lineage: Eukaryota; Metazoa; Chordata; Mammalia; Chiroptera; Miniopteridae
Source: RefSeq, a predicted model, not a curated record
AUGUGGACUGUGAAAUGGAUCGUGUUCUUGCCUGUGUGCCUAUCGUGUGUGUAUGCCUUUUUGUUUUCUUCUCUGAGAGAAAACGUGAAAGAAUCCCCGAGAAAGGUGCCUUGCGGAGGGCACUUCCGGAUUAGGCAGAAUCUACCGGAGCACGCCCAAAGCUGGCUAGCCAGCAAAUGGCUCUGGUUCCUGUUUGGUGUUGUGGUGUAUGUGAUUCUGAAGUUUCGAAGAAAUCGUGAGAAGAGUAAGGAAAAGAAUCCUCCUGGCCUUCGAGGUUCUUCUGUUCCUGCUCCACUGAAGAAAAACCAGUGUGCUUCCCCCAGCAAAGACUAUGCUUUCAAUACCUUAAACCAACUUGAGAUGGACCUCGUGCAGUUUGUGUCCAAGGUGCGGAAUCUGAAAAUCGCCAUGGCAACUGGCAGUAACAACAAGGCGCAGGCCUUCGAGAUGCCUUCAGACCCACAGAACAAUGUUACAAUAUAUGAAAUAUGGGGCGACGAAGAAUACGAAUAA